UUGUCAAGCAGGGGGCGUGGGGAUCGUUCAGUCAGUUUGCCGUUCUUAGUUUCCUGGAAAUUCCCAUCAAAUUUUUCGAAAAUGAUCAAAGAAUCAUUUGCCUAUAAGCAAUGCCAGUGCGCCUCUCAAGCGCACGAAGUCUGAAUAUCAAGUGGAUCGACUGCCCGCCGCUCCAUCCUCCUCAGCACCCUCGGCAUGCUCUGCGUUCGCUCCGCCCGCCUCCAUCUCCGAACCCGAAAAAUAGUCAGAACCAGAAUUCGUCUUUGCUCCCGAUUCCACUCCCGUUGUUGCUGCUGCUCCUGCUCCUGCUCGGACCAGUGCCGGCCCUCUGUACAUCCGACAACUGCUCCUUCAUCGAGGGCCACAUUCUACAGUUUGUCUGCCAGAGCACGUACAAGAAAGAAACCCGCCUGCAGCACAAGGACCGCAUCCCGGCCAUCGGUGCUCCAUACGCCAUUUGGAAGCGAACGGACACCGAGGACGUCUCCUAUAUCCUCAUCUCAUUCUACGAGUCGCCGCUCUUUCGCUGCUUCAGCGUGGUCAUGAGCGAGGGCAAGUUCUACUGCGACGGCCGCAACUACGAGGAGCCCCUAACGCGACCCACCCAGCUGCACUGCCUCAACUUUCCGUUCCACUAUACCACUGAGCUCUUCGACCUAUGCAGCAAGACCCAUCGUGACGAGAACACGCAGCCCAUCGCGGUGGCCAUCAUGUACAUGAAGGAGAACAUCAAGCGGACGAAUAAAGCGGGACCUCGUCUGGCCUGCUCUGCGGCAGCCCUUUUGCUUGUUUCUGUGAUCGUUUCGCGACUUUUUGGUAUUUUACUAUCUGAAUAAAAUGGUUGUGAAAAGUUA
Molecule: messenger RNA, 854 nt
Organism: Drosophila ananassae
Lineage: Eukaryota; Metazoa; Arthropoda; Insecta; Diptera; Drosophilidae
Exons: 1
Coding region: 111-836 (241 amino acids)
Source: RefSeq, a predicted model, not a curated record